Abrus precatorius (Indian licorice) is the source of this 1464-nucleotide messenger RNA. RefSeq names its product transcription factor BHLH094-like. Gene Ontology annotation, cellular component: nucleus. The record is from RefSeq and is a predicted model, not a curated record. Gene Ontology annotation, biological process: regulation of DNA-templated transcription. NCBI's taxonomy places the organism in Eukaryota, Viridiplantae, Streptophyta, Magnoliopsida, Fabales, Fabaceae. Gene Ontology annotation, molecular function: protein dimerization activity; DNA-binding transcription factor activity. The transcript has 6 exons. The coding region runs from base 289 to 969 and encodes 226 amino acids.
AUGUUAAUUUUGCUUUUUAGAAAGGGGAGAUAAAAACAGGGAAGAGAUAAGUAAGAAGCGCAGUAGGCGCAGUACGCCACACCCAGAGGAGCUUUGCUUUGGCUACUCCCACUCCCACUCCCAGUCUGAGACUGAGACUCCUUGAAUGCUACAAACAAAAACGCAAAACAUCACAUAUCACAAACUAACCUCACUCACUGUCCCUUUCAUCCUUGCUCACCUCUCAAUUCCACACUCAAUAAAUUAAUUUCCAAUUCUCAGUUCCCAAUUCAAUUUGAAUGAAUCUCCAUGGAACCUCCCCUCAUCAACGACUCCACAUUCUCCUCCGAUAACCCUUCCUUGUCCGAGAUUUGGCCCACUCCUCCCCACACUCCCAAUCGCCGCAAGAGGAACAAUCUUCUCCCUCCCACUCUUCACUCGCUGAAUCACUCUGCCUCCAAUAAACAUAUCAAGUUAGCAGACCAAAACGCUGCGUUCAAACUCCAAGCUGAUGCCACCUCCGUAGCCGGUAACAAGUCACCUCAACCAACCGCUAAACCUUCUGAGCAAUCACCACCUAAGCAAGACUAUAUACACGUGAGAGCCAGAAGGGGACAAGCUACCGAUAGCCACAGUCUCGCCGAGAGAGCUAGAAGAGAAAAGAUCAGUGAGAGGAUGAAAAUUCUUCAAGAUUUAGUUCCCGGAUGCAACAAGGUAAUUGGUAAAGCACUUGUCCUGGAUGAGAUAAUUAACUAUAUCCAAUCACUGCAGCGCCAGGUUGAGUUUCUUUCAAUGAAGCUUGAGGCAGUUAAUUCGAGGUUGAACAUGAGCCCUAAUAUUGAAUGUUUUCCUUCAAAGGAUGUUGGUACUCAGCCAUUUGACCUUGCUGGAAUAAUAUUUGGAUCACAAGCAGCCAGGGGAUACGCUCAGGGAUCACAGCCAGGAUGGUUGCAUAUGCAGAUAGCUGGUGGUUUUGAAAAAACAACAUAGUUCGAGGGAGAUUCAUUGGGAAUGACAGAUCAAUCAAUGGGGUUGGUUUUCCAUUAAAGAAAAAAAAAGAUCACUUAGGCUGGUUGGUUAGCGUGCUAGAUUAACAACCACCUAGUCAAUUGAUGCAAAAAUGCAGUAGGUCUGUAUGUCCAUUGUCAUAGUAUGAUAUACCAAAUAUCAAUUGUAAGAAAUGCAUCUAAUCUCCUCGUGCAUCAUCUGAUUGGGCAUGUUGUGCUUCACUAUGUAGCGACUGAAAUAAUCUUAUUGUGGUUUUCGUUUUAAAUUUCUGCUGUGAAGGGAUUCUUCUCUCCUGAUUUGUUGCAUCACAAUUCGUAUGUAAUAGCAAAACAUGUAUUCGCGUUUUUUGAGUGGAGUCGGUAUGAAAAAUACCCCAAGUUAGUAAAAUUGAGUCGUUGUCAGAAUCAGAUUGGAUAACGCCAAAUAUAUCUAAGAUACAUGUAUCAUGUUUUUUGAGCAAUAAUUGAAUUUGAUAUU